Molecule: messenger RNA, 3293 nt
Organism: Hemiscyllium ocellatum (epaulette shark)
Lineage: Eukaryota; Metazoa; Chordata; Chondrichthyes; Orectolobiformes; Hemiscylliidae
Gene: bbs9
Product: Bardet-Biedl syndrome 9
Exons: 22
Coding region: 70-2724 (884 amino acids)
Biological process (GO): cilium assembly
Cellular component (GO): membrane; BBSome
Source: RefSeq, a predicted model, not a curated record
CAUCAGAGCGUCUCUCGCGGCGGCGCUAUGACAACGGCGGAGCGGGCAGUGGUUUCAGGUUGAAGGAAGAUGUCUUUGUUUAAAGCUCGAGACUGGUGGUCCACAGUUGUAGGAGAGCAGGAAGAAUUUGAUCAAGGAUGCUUGUGUGUGGCUGAUAUUGACAACAGUGGAAAUGACAAAAUUAUUGUUGGCAGUUAUAAGGGAAUUCUGCGUAUCUAUUCUCCACAGCCUGCUAAACCUGGAGCAGCACUUCAUCCAGAAGAGUUAAUCCUAGAGCUUCAACUGCAGGAUCCAAUAUUGCAAGUAGAAGUUGGCAAAUUUGUCUCAGGUACAGAACUACUCCACCUGGCUGUUUUGCAUCCAAGAAAGUUGUCUGUCUAUGCUUUCUCAGGAACUAUGGGUACUGUAGAACAUGGAAACCAGUACCAGCUGAAACUAAUGUACGAACACAAUUUUCAACGUACAGCAUGUAACUUAACAUUUGGAGGUUUUGGUGGUGUGAAAGGUCGAGAUUUAAUUUGCAUUCAGUCUAUGGAUGGAAUGCUGACGUUCUUUGAACAGGAAAGCUUUGCCUUUGGACGGUUCUUGCCUGGUUGUCUUUUGCCAGGCCCGCUGAAAUACAGCUCAAGGACAGACUCCUUCAUUACUGUGUCCUCAAGUCGGCAAGUUGAAAACUAUAAGUACCAGGUGCUAGCUAUUGCCACAGAUGCAGAAUCCAGACAAGAUUCUGAGCAGCAGAAAUUAGGAUCUGGGAAACGAUUAACGAGGGACUGGAUGGUGAACAUAGGUGAACAAGCAUUAGACGUGUGUGUAGUGUCAUUUAAUCAAGCUACAUCCUCAAUAUUAGUACUCGGUGAGAGAAAUCUCUUCUGUUUCAAAGAAAAUGGACAGCUUCGUUUCAUGAAAAAGCUGGAAUACAAUCCAAGCUGCUUCUUACCUUACACCUCAGUGUUGGAAGGAACAAUAAACACUCUCAUUGGGAACCACAAUAACAAGCUGCUGAUAUACCAAGAUGUAACUCUGAAAUGGGUUGCACAGCUUCCUCAUGUUCCUGUGUCUGUACAUGUUGCUAACUUCCAGGACUUGAAGGGAGUAGUGGUGACUUUAAGUGAUGGUGGCCAUUUGCAGUGCUCCUACUUGGGCACAGAUCCUUCCUUCUUCCAGGCUCCAAAAGUGGAAUCCAGGGAGCUGGAUUAUGAUGAAAUGGACACAGAAAUGAAAGAGCUUCUCAAGGUCAUCAAGGAAGCUACAAAAUCACAAGAUAUUUUACACAAGGCUGAAAAAGAUGAUGACUUGAAGGUUGCUGUUUCUGUCUCGCCAAGCCUGGACAUAAUUUCUCAGGCAGCUGACAACACUGUAGACACAGCAGUUCCUUCUAUCUCACUGAAGGUCACAAUUUGGAGCAGAUUUGCUGUUCGGGAUGUGAAACUAUCUGUAUGUGUGCAGUCUCCACUGGCAGUAACACAAGACCAACUUCACUUUGCUGCCAUAGAAUCUGGAAUGUCAAGAAGUGUAACAUUAUCUGUUUUCCUAAAAGAAAACUUCCCACCUGCUGAUCUGGGAGGAGAUGCUGCUGUUUCCUACAGUACACCAACAGGUGUUCCUCGAAUUGUAUGGUGUAUGUUUAGUUUGCCACUGAACUUAAUUUGUCAACCAAUACAACCAUCGAAGAAUGCUGCUCACAAAAUAACAAUUGAUACAAACCAGCCACCUGUAAGUCUGUCGUCAAUCUUUCCAGAUUUUCUUGGAGAAUCAGAUGAUGAGCAGAUAAACGUUUUAGGAUUUAAAUUCCUCUCAGGGGCAACAGUUACACUUCUAGCCUCAAAGACCUCAAGCCGGUACAGAAUCCAAUCUGAUCAAUUUGAAGACCUCUGGCUAAUAACAAAAGAACUUAUUCAGCGUUUAGAAGAAUAUUUUGUGAGGGAAGAAGCCAAAGACUUCAGGUGCAUGUUCCCCGGACCUCUUCCUUUGCAGGAAUACUUUCAACUAAUCGAUCGUCAUUUUGAGUUGCGGAUAAAUGCUGAAAAGUAUAAGGAGCUUCUUUCAGAAAGGGCUGUGCAGUACAGAGCUAUUCAACGCCGACUUUUAACACAUUUCAAAGACAAAACUCCUACACCUCUACGCAACCUGGAUACUUUACUGGAUGGAACAUACCGACAGCUUGCAGCUCUAGCAGAUGCUGCAGAAGAGAAUCAGGCCAACUUGUACCAAGUUUUCACCAGGCUGAAAAGUGGCACCCAUUUAUUCAUCCAAUUGAUUGGCCUGUGGCAAAAUUUGAGCCCUGAUGAGAUGACCAUACUGAAGGCUACAUUUUUACCACUGAUGCAAGAUAGUCAGGAAUUAGGUUGGGAGGAGUGCGUGGAUGUAGCAGUUGCUCAUUUACUGAGGACCUGUCUGUCAAAAAGCUCUAGGGACCAGACGCUGAGCUCGACAUGCCAACUUAGCAUGCCGAAAGAUACCAACAGAUUAAAGAAACAUAUUACCCUACUGUGUGACAGACUGAGCAAAGGAGGUCGGUUGUCUUUAACUACAGAUGGUGCACAGCAGGAAGCUACAAUCUCAGGCUGCCAAACUAUCCCAGAGUCAGAGUUGGAAGAGAGAAUGAAAGAUUCUGCUACAGAUGAAACAUCCCCUGACCAUAAGCACACAAUGCAGAAAUCCCUGAAGUCUGGUCAUUCCCAGGAUGCUACAGAAGAAAGCCCUGCAAUUCCUGAAGACAGAUAGGAACAGACCACCAGCUGGUCUUUGCUUUUCACAGCUUCUGCUUUCCAGUCUCAAGAACAUGCUGUCAGAGCCAAAUCAGACUGCAUAUGUAUGAUCUUCAUAAACGUAACUGUGUAAUGUCCCCUAUCUUGUAUGGUAGCCAAAAUGGAGCUUAUUUAAUAGCUGCUUGGAUUUUGGGAGCUUCCUUUAAGUAGUACUUGAUGUUUCCAAUUUCAAAGAGUUUCUGGGGCCAAAUGUUUUACUACAUUUUCUGACUAUGACUGGAAGAAACACUGAUCCUUUCGAGUACACACAACGGCCACACUGUAGACAAUAUUGCAUUUAAAGUAAACCAUAUUCUACUGGGAAAAUUUUUAUGCUAAGUGUGACUGCCACCAAAAUGGCAUUUGUUAUUUCGACACACCCGUCACCUUAUUUUACUCUUUUUACUUCUGUGACAUUGUGCAUGCCACCGCUACCAUAUUCAAGUUAGAAUUAUACUUUAAUUGUUUGAUGAUCUAACAGUGAUGGAUUUAUUGGCUAUUCUUUAAUAUUACAGGAUUCUCAGGCAUUUUUAGAAAUUGCAAACU